Messenger RNA from Rodentolepis nana, 1173 nucleotides. The record is from the annotation of a GenBank genome assembly. NCBI's taxonomy places the organism in Eukaryota, Metazoa, Platyhelminthes, Cestoda, Cyclophyllidea, Hymenolepididae.
AUGGAAUAUUUCCUUAAAAUGGCAAAUAAUUUCCAUCCUUCAUUGACAAACAAAAUCUUGCCUUCAAUACGGGCUGGUCUUACACAGAGUCUUCGCCUUGGAGUUAUUCGAUCACUCACACCUACUGUGGAGAAUCUCUUACGUUUCCGACAGGACAUCUUCCGUGAAUUCAGCAACAUUUUCGGUUCUCUAAUCGAUCCUAACCUUCCUCUCCCUCCAACAGCAAAAGGAUUGCCAGAUCCCCUUUUGAAGAAAGGUGGUGUCGGCGGCGGCGGUGGUGGUGACAAUGGCGGGAAGGGCGGCGUUGGUAGUAUUGAUGGUAAUAAAUUACCCUACCACCAAUCUCGAGCCCCUACUCUUGCUAAGUCUCCCCAUCUGUAUUCUGAUCCUUUUAAACUAAAUAGAGAAAGUCCUAGUACAUGUCCAGCAGGUAGCGCCGCUAUUCCAUCAGAUCCACGUCUUCGUCGUGGAAGUCAGUCAUCUUUUCUACCUCCGACUGGAAAUCGAUCCACCACCACUGUAAAACCUCGACCACCAUCUCCACUUGAGCCUACUUUUUCUCCCCCUCCAUCACCUCCUCCUGAGCUUGAUGAUGGUAAAAGACGGUUUCCUGAUAGGAGCAAGGGAACGCUAAAUACUCACCCUCCAAAACUACUUAGUUCACCUGAGUUUAAAAUUGAUGAAACCGCUGACAUGGAAACAAUUCAACAGCGUGUCACUGACCUACGCAAAAGAUUCAUAUCCUACCAGAUGCGUUAUACCCACAAGAUGAAAGUAAAUGUAAAUGUCAUGGAAAUUCUCAAUCAAUUUGACGGAGAAAUCCACAAAUAUCUGGAAAAGUUGAUCUUCAAUGCACGAGAUGUUGGUCUGCUGAAGGAGAUUGAUACAAACUCAAUUGGAGAUAGCCGAGGUUCGACCCCCGCGUCUUUGUCAGAUGAUAUGAGCUUUGCGGAUGUCUCCGAAUCGCUGCAGAAUCUCGUUUUGGCUGUACUAAAAGAUGAUUAUUCUGAUGACUUGGCAAUCCUUGGCCGCAUUGCAGAUGUUAUUUCACAAGUUUGUCUUCCCUUCUUUGAUACUUCUGUGGAGUUUGGUGACAGAAAGUUGCUGGAGAGUAACCAGAUCAGAUCUUCUCUGCUUCCUUCCCAGAUGCCGAUUACCAAGGAGUACGCUUAG